AUGCUCAGCUUUCUACAACAGGUCACUGGAGACUUGGCAAGGACUGCAGCUCAUAAACCUAUUCAUUUUAUUGUCGUACCUGCAUUGCUAGCCUCAAUUGCAUACUUGUCAAUUAUAGAUGAUUAUAUACCUGACUUGUCUUCGAUAACUAAUGAGAAUGGACUUAGUUAUUAUCAUGCUGCAGGACCUGGACUGAAAUUGAAUGAUUGGAUACCUGUAUCCCCAGAGGAGGUUGAAGCCAAGUAUCAAAGUGCCAAUCAAGUAACAUUGAUACCGUUGAGAUUUAGAAGAUUUCACGAUGCGAUUCCUAAAGUGCCCAAUUCAGUAAUUAUUAGUGGGAAUGAGCAAGUUCUUUUAGUGGACUCAAACAAAGUUGAAAGCGUGUUACUGGACACCAAGAGAAUCGAUAACGAUGGCAUCCAAUGGAAAGUAAGAAAUGAUCACAAGAUCGCUCGAUUUUAUGAUAGUUUGAAAUUUUUAAUUUAUAAGGUUCAGGAGUCAAUUAAAAAGGCAGAUAGGUUUGAUGUUGUUUUGAUUUUUGUGGCUUAUUUAGCAAUGUGGUACACCUUGAUCAAAGUGUUUUAUGACAUGAGACAGAUUGGGUCCAAGUUUUGGUUAGCGUUUUCCACAUUGGUGUCAUCGACGUUUGCAUUUUUGUUUGCAUUGGUGGUUUCCAACAAGGUUCUUCAAACCAAGGUAUCAUUUUUGAGUCUUUCUGAAGGUGUCCCAUUUCUUGUCGCAAUUAUUGGGUUCAAGCACAAGGUCUCAAUUGCCGGAUUGAUCCUGAAGUCGUCGACAGUUUCACCUGAUGAUGUUCCAGAUAUCGUAUCCCAAGCCGUUUCCUCCCACACAUUGAGUAUGUUCCGUGACCACUUGGUUGUUAUUGGUGCGAUGCUUGCAUGUGCCGCAUAUGGGAAUCACCUUACUGGAUUGCGAAAUUUCUGCAUUCUUGCCUCGUUGAUAUUGACAUUUGAUUUGGUCCUUGUUUACACCUUUUUCUCAGCAAUUUUGGGUUUAAAGAUUGAGAUCAAUAGGGCAAGAAGAACAGAUGAUUUGAAAGAUGCCUUGGAAGAGGAUGGAGUAUCGUCAUUGGUUGCUGAAAGGGUUGCUGAACAAUCUUCAUCGAUUGAUUACCCCAAUGAAACAAAUUUUUUUUCAUCAAAGGAUUACUCCAUUCUUUCAUUUAAAGUGGCAAUGAGUUUAGGUUUUAUUGCGUUUCAUGUAUUCUGGCUAGGCAGCUCAUGGUUGUACAACACUUCAGACGCUGGAAUCAAUUUCAACACAUUUGGCUCGAUUUUAGGAACUGCACCUUCAAUUUCAGAAUCUUUAUCCGGUGAAAUUCCAAUUGGAAAAUUUGGAACCGUGUUGACAAUUUUGCCCACAAGAUUCUACAUGCCAUCGGGUUUCUUUGCGCAAGUUGAAGAUUUUAUCUAUAUGGUAUUGAAUAAAAUCAGUGUUGCUAUUCAAGAUAGGUUGUUGUCCAAGGUAAUGGCAUUUUGCUUCGGUAUUUCCUUGGUUACGAAUAUCUAUUUCCUCAACGCUGCAAGGUAUCAGGUGAGCGCCACUUACAAGUUGCUUGAUAAGGAGAUGUCCCGUCCACAAGUUCGCACGUCAGUUUCUGAACCUACUACGGCUACAAUUGGUGACAUUGAAGAGUCAGAUGAUGAGGAUGUUGCAGCAGCAGAAACUACUACUCAGCUACCACUUGAGGAGUGUGUCAAGAUACUAAAAGAGGGCAACGUAAAGAGUUUGAGUAACGAAGAAGUGACUCUGUUGGUGGUGGGAGGAAAACUCCCACUAUACGCAUUGGAGAAACAAUUGGCAAGCAACAAGAGAGCGGUGGUUGUGCGUCGUAAAGCGAUUGCCAAGUUGGCAAAUGCUCCUGUUUUGGAAACCAAUCGUUUACCGUAUGCACAUUAUGAUUAUGAUAGAGUUUUCGGUGCUUGUUGUGAAAAUGUCAUUGGUUACAUGCCAAUACCAGUUGGUGUAGCAGGUCCCUUGAUCAUCGAUGGCAAGCCAUAUCACAUCCCAAUGGCUACAACUGAAGGAUGUCUAGUUGCAUCAACAAUGCGAGGCUGCAAAGCAAUCAAUGCUGGUGGUGGUGUUGAGACGGUGUUGACCAAGGAUGGAAUGACACGUGGACCAUGUGUUCGCUUCCCUACACUCUCUAGGGCUGGAGCUGCCAAAUUGUGGAUUGAUUCUGAAGAGGGUCAAAAAACAAUCAAGAAGGCGUUUAAUUCGACUUCCAGAUUUGCCCGUUUACAGCAUAUUCAAACGUCUUUAGCUGGAUGUUUAUUAUUUAUUCGUUUCAGAACUACAACUGGUGAUGCCAUGGGAAUGAAUAUGAUUUCAAAAGGUGUUGAGUACUCUUUAAAAUACAUGGUUGAAGAAUGCGGUUAUGAAGAUAUGGAAAUUAUUUCUGUAUCAGGAAACUAUUGUUCUGAUAAGAAGCCGGCAGCAAUCAAUUGGCUCGAAGGUAGAGGUAAGUCAAUUGUAGCUGAGGCUACAAUUCCAGCUGAUGUUGUUGCAAAAGUAUUGAAGUCUGAUGUGGAUGCUUUAGUGGAGUUGAACAUAAGUAAGAAUUUGGUUGGUUCAGCAAUGGCUGGGUCUGUUGGUGGGUUCAAUGCGCAUGCUUCCAAUUUAGUAACUGCGGUGUACUUGGCAUGUGGUCAGGAUCCAGCUCAAAAUGUUGAGAGUUCCAACUGUAUUACAUUGAUGAACAAGCAUAAAGUGACUGGUGAUUUACAGAUAUCUGUUAGUAUGCCAUCUAUUGAAGUCGGUACAAUCGGCGGAGGUACUAUAUUGGAACCACAAGGAGCAAUGUUGGACUUGUUAGGAGUACGUGGUCCACAUCCAACUAACCCAGGGGAUAAUGCGAGACAGUUGGCCAAGAUCGUUGCAUCAGCUGUAUUGGCAGCAGAGCUUUCUCUCUGUUCGGCAUUGGCAGCUGGCCAUUUAGUCCAAUCACACAUGCAACAUAACAGGGCUGGCGCUUCUCCUGCUUCGACAGCAGUCGUGACAGGCGGUGCUAAACCAAAUGGAAAAGUAAAUGAAUCGGAUUUAAGAAGAUUAAAAGAAGGCUCGGUUACAUGUAUAAAGUCGUGA
Messenger RNA from Lodderomyces parapsilosis, 3105 nucleotides. RefSeq names its product hydroxymethylglutaryl-CoA reductase (NADPH) (gene HMG1). The record is from RefSeq and is a predicted model, not a curated record. Gene Ontology annotation, biological process: isoprenoid biosynthetic process; ergosterol biosynthetic process; coenzyme A metabolic process. Bases 1 to 3105 code for a protein of 1034 amino acids. The transcript has a single exon. Gene Ontology annotation, molecular function: protein binding; hydroxymethylglutaryl-CoA reductase (NADPH) activity. Gene Ontology annotation, cellular component: peroxisomal membrane; endoplasmic reticulum membrane. Lineage: Eukaryota; Fungi; Ascomycota; Pichiomycetes; Serinales; Debaryomycetaceae.